AUGUCCCGUCUGCUGCAUGCAGAAGAGUGGGCCGAGGUGAAGGAGUUGGGGGACCACCAUCGCCAUUCCCAGCCACACCACCUUUCGCAGCUGCCGCCACAGCCACCUGCUACCCUGCAAGCGAGAGACCAUCCCGUCUACCCCGCAGAGCUGUCCCUCCUGGAUAGCACCGACCCACGCGCCUGGCUGACUCCCACUUUGCAGGGCCUCUGUACGGCACGCGCCGCCCAGUAUCUGCUUCAUUCUCCCGAGCUGGGUGCCUCCGAGGCCGCGGCACCCCGUGACGAGGCUGACGGCCAGGGCGAGCUGGUAAGAAGGAGCGGCUGCGGCGGCCUCAGCAAGAGCCCCGGGCCGGUAAAAGUGCGGGAACAGCUGUGCAAGCUGAAGGGCGGGGUUGUGGUGGACGAGCUUGGCUGCAGCCGCCAGCGGGCCCCUUCCAGCAAACAGGUGAACGGGGUACAGAAGCAAAGGCGGCUGGCAGCAAAUGCCAGGGAGCGGCGCAGGAUGCACGGGUUGAACCACGCCUUCGACCAGCUGCGCAACGUUAUCCCGUCCUUCAACAACGACAAGAAGCUGUCCAAAUAUGAGACCCUUCAGAUGGCCCAGAUCUACAUCAACGCCCUGUCAGAGUUGCUGCAGACUCCCAGCGUCGGAGAGCAGCCAACGCCACCAGCAGCCUCCUGCAAAAGUGACCACCAUCACCUUCGCGCCGCUGCCACGUAUGAAGGAGGUACGAGUGCCUCCGUGGCAGCUGGGGCUCAGGCGGCCCCGGGAGGGGGCCCACGACCCACCCCACCCGGGGCUUGCCGGACUCGCUUCUCAGCCCCAGCUUCAGCCGGGGGUUACUCGGUGCAGCUGGACACUUUACACUUCCCAUCUUUCGAGGACCGGGCCCUAACAGCGAUGAUGGCACAGAAGGACCUGUCGCCUUCCCUGCCCGGGAGCAUCCUGCAGCCAGUACAGGAGGACAGUAGCAAAACAUCUCCCAGGUCCCACAGAAGUGACGGAGAGUUUUCCCCCCACUCUCAUUACAGUGAUUCUGAUGAGGCCAGUUAG
This is a messenger RNA of Microtus ochrogaster (prairie vole), 1056 nucleotides long. RefSeq names its product atonal bHLH transcription factor 1 (gene Atoh1). The record is from RefSeq and is a predicted model, not a curated record. Lineage: Eukaryota; Metazoa; Chordata; Mammalia; Rodentia; Cricetidae. Gene Ontology annotation, cellular component: nucleus. Gene Ontology annotation, biological process: sensory organ development; positive regulation of transcription by RNA polymerase II; axon development. Gene Ontology annotation, molecular function: protein dimerization activity; DNA-binding transcription factor activity, RNA polymerase II-specific; E-box binding.